AUGAUAACGGAUGUCUGCUGUAGAAUUCGAGUGUCGGUCAUCAAGAAAGCCACUGAAGAGGGGCGCCAGCGGGCGCAAAGGGAGGGGCAGCGGACACAGGCUGCAGUCGAACGGUUUGCACGUAGAAGGGUCCUGGUGAUAGGGGACUCCAAUGUGGGGAGGGCCGAACAGGGCGUGAUGGCGAGAGUGAAGGCGGACGGGCGAGUACAGGUGGAGGUGCAAGCGGGCAAGGGCAUGGCGGAAGCCAUGACCAAGGCGCGGGAAGUAGUUGGGGUCAGCACGGAGAGCGACAGCUUGGUCAUUAUGCCUUCUGGGCUCAAUGACGUGCUUAAGGGGAGAAGCCAGGACCUUGAGAGGCACAUUGAGACUGGGCUGAGUAAGCUUAGAGAGGCCUCCGGGAGGGUGCAUGUGACCAUAUGCCCUAUCCCAGAGGUCCAGGGCCAGGCUUACCAGGUAGAAAGGAGGGUGGUUGAGGCCAAUCGGGUCAUUAGGAGUCUGAGCGGACGACGCGGGUACAGCGUGAUGGAGGUCAACAGGGACGUGUACGGAACCGGCUUCCGGCCUUUUGUGCAGGAUGGCAUUCACUACAGUGGUGCCACUGGCAAAAGGAUAGGGGGCAGGAUGGGUCGCCAGGCAACAGCUUUUUUAGGGGGACCCAGAGCCCUGAAAGAAGCAGUGUAGGCGUGGACGAUUCGAGGCAGGAGCCACAAACACGCAAACAUCGGUACUGUAGGAGAGGUGACAGGA
Molecule: messenger RNA, 747 nt
Organism: Dermacentor andersoni
Lineage: Eukaryota; Metazoa; Arthropoda; Arachnida; Ixodida; Ixodidae
Source: RefSeq, a predicted model, not a curated record